CCCCGGGCCAUCGCCUCCCCUGCCUGCGUUCCCAAUCAUCGCCACCGUCUCCCUCAAUCCCCUCUCCCCAAAACCUCUCCGCUUCAUUCGUGAACUGCGCGUGCGCGUGUCGCUGGCCGCCGCCGCCGCUCCCCGUGCGUGCGUCCGAGCUCUAGGAAGGAGGAGGCCGAGGGGAGUCGACCGGCCGAUCGAUCGAUUCAUCGAUGGCGAAGGGCGGGCUGAGUAAGCUGCGGUGCAUGAUCCGGAGGUGGCACUCGUCCAGCCGCAUCGCGCGCGCGCCGUCGCCCGGCGAGGACGGCCACGCCGGCGGCGGCGGCGGCGACGCCCGGGGCGCGUCGUUCCACGGCGCGGACGAGGUGCCCAAGGGCCUGCACCCGGUCUACGUCGGCAAGUCGCGCCGCCGGUACCUCAUCGCCGAGGAGCUCGUGGGCCACCCGCUGUUCCAGUCCCUCGUCCACCGCGCCGGCGGCGGCGGCGCCGAGGCCGGCUGCACCGUCGUCGGCUGCGAGGUCGUCCUCUUCGAGCACCUCCUGUGGAUGCUCGAGAACGCGGACCCGCAGCCGGAGUCCCUCGACGAGCUCGUCGAGUACUACGCGUGCUGACCGGCCAGAGCCGCCGCGCCCGGUCCCGGACGCCGGGGUUGGAAGCUUCUGGAAACAGCACAUGGCUGCGGCGGAUCGUCCUGCGAUCCGCGUGGUUUGAGCAGUAGCGGUAGAGUGUCGUCGUGGCAAGCUCCGAACGCCGGCGGGACGGCAAGGCGUAAGCCCAAGAACCCUGCUCCUCCGGCGCCGUCGAUCCGGUUCCAUUCUUCUUUAAUCGCUUCGUGUAAUUGACUUCCCUUUCAUUUUGCUUCUCGAUUCUUUUCUUUCCCCUUCCUUCUGUCAGUAAGGGUCUAGCUGGCAGAGCGCGUCCAUGUACAUUGCAAAUCGCGACAGAAAUCGCCCAUUUCGUUCCUCUGAAUUAAUCAUUCUUGUUCAUGGCUCA
Molecule: messenger RNA, 984 nt
Organism: Panicum virgatum (switchgrass)
Lineage: Eukaryota; Viridiplantae; Streptophyta; Magnoliopsida; Poales; Poaceae
Product: auxin-responsive protein SAUR76-like
Exons: 1
Coding region: 204-602 (132 amino acids)
Biological process (GO): response to auxin
Source: RefSeq, a predicted model, not a curated record